UCAUGUUUGAAAUCAAGAAGAUCUGCUGCAUCGGUGCGGGUUAUGUCGGUGGGCCAACCUGUAGUGUUAUUGCACAGAUGUGUCCCAACAUCCAGGUUACCGUUGUGGAUGUCAACGAGGCCAGAAUCAACGCCUGGAAUUCGGAUGCGCUCCCCAUCUAUGAGCCAGGGUUAAAAGAAGUGGUAGAGUCCUGUCGCGGAAGAAACCUCUUCUUUUCCACCAGUAUUGACGAUGCCAUCAGGGAAGCUGAUCUUGUAUUUAUUUCUGUUAACACUCCCACCAAGACCUAUGGCAUGGGAAAAGGCAGAGCAGCUGAUCUCAAAUACAUCGAAGCCUGUGCUCGGCGGAUCGUGCAAAACUCAAAUGGCUAUAAAAUUGUCACUGAGAAAAGCACAGUUCCAGUGCGUGCUGCAGAGAGCAUUCGUCGAAUAUUUGAUGCCAAUACUAAGCCUAACUUGGAUUUGCAGGUGCUGUCUAACCCAGAGUUCCUCGCAGAAGGGACAGCCAUCAAGGACCUGAAGAACCCAGACCGAGUGCUUAUUGGUGGAGAUGAUUCCCCAGAGGGACAGAAAGCUGUCCGUGCUCUCUGUGCUGUUUAUGAGCACUGGGUGCCCAAAGAAAAAAUCCUCACAACCAACACCUGGUCAUCAGAACUUUCUAAACUGGCAGCUAAUGCUUUCCUUGCCCAAAGAAUCAGCAGCAUUAACUCCAUCAGUGCCCUGUGUGAAGCUACAGGGGCAGAUGUUGAAGAAGUAGCAAGAGCUAUUGGAACAGACCAAAGAAUUGGAAAUAAGUUUCUCAAAGCCAGUGUUGGGUUUGGAGGUAGCUGUUUUCAGAAGGAUGUUUUGAAUUUGGUGUACCUCUGUGAGGCGCUGAACUUACCUGAAGUAGCCCGCUACUGGCAACAG
Eurypyga helias (sunbittern) is the source of this 908-nucleotide messenger RNA. RefSeq names its product UDP-glucose 6-dehydrogenase (gene UGDH). The record is from RefSeq and is a predicted model, not a curated record. Gene Ontology annotation, biological process: polysaccharide biosynthetic process; glycosaminoglycan biosynthetic process. The transcript has 6 exons. NCBI's taxonomy places the organism in Eukaryota, Metazoa, Chordata, Aves, Eurypygiformes, Eurypygidae. Gene Ontology annotation, molecular function: NAD binding; UDP-glucose 6-dehydrogenase activity. The annotation marks the transcript as partial. Gene Ontology annotation, cellular component: cytosol; nucleus.